GCCCUACAUGCAGGUAAGUUGAGAAAGAGAAUUUCAAAGUCAACAGAGCUGUGACUAACUUUUGUUUUUAAAGCGGAUUAAACUGUAGCAGAUUUGUUAGCAUAAAUUACAGCAGUACAACACAAUAGUAAUAGUAGCUCGUCAUUAUUUAAAUAUGUUUUAAUAAAUUAUAUUGUGUAGGGGUAGGCGUGUAGCUCAUAGUAAUUACCAUAUUCAAAAACUAAACCAAAUCCUUUGAAGAUUAUGUUGUAAACAGUGUAUAAAUAUCUGACAUACUAAUAUAUGUAAAAUAAUGCACAAUGAUAACUUGGCUAAAGCGUAACAACACAAACAAUUUUUCGAUUUAUUAAACAGUUUACUUUUUAGGCAAUAUGGUUUCUACCUUAUAAUAUUGUACAUGGUUGUACUGGCAACUGCAAACUUUUUUGCUAACACUCUUGUCAUUGCAUCUGUAUUUCACAAACCAAGGAUUUUCCGAAUGAGAGCAGAUUACAUUAAAAUGUCAUUAGCAAUGUCAGACCUAUUUGUUGGAUUGCAAUUGGUUUCCAUUUCCAUUCCCAAUGCCAUAAAAACCUUAUACUCGACACCACUACAAAUAAAUAUGAACUUCCUUCAAACAUGGGCCACACCUGGAGCUGCCAUCGGUUGCACUUUCUACAUGCUCACAUUAAUAGCUCCAUUUGACCAUCUGUUAUAUUUAAGUUACAAUCGUUUUUAUGCAAUCAAGUGGCCAUUAAAGUACAAGGUGGCUUCAUCAAGGCGUCCACAUUGGAAUUUACUCAUUGUGUGGAUAUUAAUUAUGACAGAAGCUAUUUUUCCAGUAAUUUUGGAGUCAAAUUAUGACUUUGGAUACUCACCAAUGGUGUUUCUGUACCUAUCCUCACCUAGCAAUGUUAACAGUAUUCAAGAUUUUAUGACUCUAAUGGUCACGAGCAUAUGUACUUUGCUGCUGUUGUUCUCUAUCACGACAUUCUUCACAAUUGCUACUGGAUUUGUUGUUUACAAAAGAGGGAAAACAUUUAAAAGAACUUCAGUUCAAAAAGUGAAUGAUAUUUUGUUCAAACGAGAAAAGACAGCUUACAAAACUUUACUUAUGAUGGAGUUUGGUUUCAUACUUAGUUUAAUGCCAAUGCUGGUCUUGUACAUACUAGUGUUUGUUGAUGGGUGUUCUGUAAUAGGGUAUCUGACAUGCUACUACACAAUCAUGCUCAACAGUGUUAUAAAUGUUGGGAUAUACAGUGUUCGUGAUAAUGACUUUAGAAAAUUUAUGGCUAACAUAAGGUCAAAACUUCCAUGGAAGAAAAAGCAACCUGCUCAGACUACUGUUAUUCAGAACACGAUUUCAUCAAGCUUGGACUGCUCCCUUGCAACUUCUCAACACAAUCAAAACUAAACUUACUGCCUUUUAAUGUGUAAUGAAAAAUUAAGUUCCUAAAUGUGCAAAACAUGUAAGGGUAAAUAAAGUGACUUUACAAAAACUUUUAAGAUAGGUGUAUUAGUAGAGAGUGAGACACAAGGCUGUAAAUACUUUAUAUUUGUAUAAAUCAUUGUUGUAUACCCGUGUAACUAUAUCUCAGUAGCAUUUUUAGUAAUA
This is a messenger RNA of Ciona intestinalis (vase tunicate), 1594 nucleotides long. NCBI's taxonomy places the organism in Eukaryota, Metazoa, Chordata, Ascidiacea, Phlebobranchia, Cionidae. The record is from RefSeq and is a predicted model, not a curated record.